AUGGAUCGUUAUGAAAAAUUGACAAGAAUAGGAGAAGGUGCAUAUGGUGUUGUAUUCAAAUGUCGUCAUCGUGAUACUGGAGAUAUAGUUGCAAUUAAAAAAUUUACAGACUCUGAAGAAGAUCCAGUGAUACAUAGAAUUGCAAUGAGAGAAAUUCGUACAUUGAAA
Messenger RNA from Schistosoma turkestanicum, 168 nucleotides. The record is from the annotation of a GenBank genome assembly. Lineage: Eukaryota; Metazoa; Platyhelminthes; Trematoda; Strigeidida; Schistosomatidae.